Ailuropoda melanoleuca (giant panda) is the source of this 3939-nucleotide messenger RNA. RefSeq names its product upstream binding transcription factor (gene UBTF). The coding region runs from base 1019 to 3313 and encodes 764 amino acids. The record is from RefSeq and is a predicted model, not a curated record. NCBI's taxonomy places the organism in Eukaryota, Metazoa, Chordata, Mammalia, Carnivora, Ursidae. The transcript has 21 exons.
GGAGCUGGCAGGGGACAGGAGGCAGAGACCGAAGGGGAGAUGCGCGAAGCGCGGUCUCCCCGCUCCCACUUCGCCCCGGAAGCCCCUUCGCGCAGAUCCACCGGGAUUAGGCUCUCCACCCUAGCCCCGGCCCAACUACCGAAACCAGGGUGGAGGGGGGGAUGGCUGCUGCUUCUUGAGAAAUCCCCCUAACUCCCACCCUGACACCCCUCGCUACGGCCCAAGGGGAGAACUUUUUGCUCGGACACCUCGGAUCCUAAACCCAGCGGAGGUGAGGGGCUUUGAGAACAACGAGAGGCUCGCUCUAAAACCCGGAAGGCCCUCGCGGGGAGCCGAGAUCCGGCGAGGCUGGGUGCUCCCCCGGUUUUUCGAUGUGUUGAAAAUCUAAGAGCUUCUUUUUCUUUUUUUUUCGUAACACCCCCCUCCUUUAUCCCCCAUCCCCUCGCUUUGGCUUCAGGGUUGCAAAAGCAAAGAGCAAUUAAAAAAAAAAAAAAAACCCGCGCACACACUCAGACACACACCAGUGGCGACAGGGGAGAGUUGGAAAGACGCAGGAGAGAAGCAGGAGGCAGGAGGCAGCGGGGAGGGAGCAAUGGGAGCGGGAAGCAGGCAGGUUCCCUCGCAAAUCCCCCUCCGGCCCCACGUCGCUUCGCCGGCCCCGGCAGGGGAGCAAGGAGCCGGGCUAGCAGAUGGAGGAGUGGAGCUCGCUCUAGGCAGCGGGCUUGGCCGGAGAAUGGAGGAGCCGCCAAGCGACCGGCUGAUUGGAAGAGAAACGCAGAGCGAUGGAGGCGGGGGUAGGAGGACGAUUUCUCUGCGGGGACUGGCGGCGGCGUAUACGCCCGGGUCGGGCGCUGCAGAGCUUGGCUAGCUUUCAACCCGCGCUCGCCGGCUCCAGCCCCGCGCGCCCCCACCCCCAGCCCUCCCGGCGGCUCCGCAGGGUAAGGUGGUUUUGACCGCGGGUUGCCCGGCCAGCACGACCCGAGGAGGUGGCUGGAGGAGGUGGCUGGACGGCUGAAGAAUGAACGGAGAAGCUGACUGCCCCACAGACCUGGAAAUGGCCGCCCCCAAAGGCCAAGACCGCUGGUCUCAGGAAGACAUGCUGACUUUGCUGGAAUGCAUGAAGAACAACCUUCCAUCCAAUGACAGCUCCAAGUUCAAAACCACCGAGUCACAUAUGGACUGGGAAAAAGUAGCAUUUAAAGACUUUUCCGGAGACAUGUGCAAGCUCAAAUGGGUGGAGAUUUCUAAUGAGGUGAGGAAGUUCCGAACGUUGACAGAAUUGAUCCUUGAUGCUCAGGAACAUGUUAAAAAUCCUUACAAAGGCAAAAAACUCAAGAAACACCCAGACUUCCCAAAGAAGCCCCUGACCCCUUAUUUCCGCUUCUUCAUGGAGAAGCGGGCCAAGUAUGCGAAGCUCCACCCUGAGAUGAGCAACCUGGACCUGACCAAGAUUCUGUCCAAGAAAUACAAGGAGCUGCCGGAGAAGAAGAAGAUGAAAUAUAUUCAGGACUUCCAGAGAGAGAAACAGGAGUUCGAGCGAAACCUGGCCCGGUUCAGGGAGGAUCACCCUGACCUAAUCCAGAAUGCCAAGAAGUCGGACAUCCCCGAGAAGCCCAAAACCCCCCAGCAGCUGUGGUACACCCAUGAGAAGAAGGUGUACCUCAAAGUGCGGCCAGAUGCCACUACGAAGGAGGUGAAGGACUCCCUGGGGAAGCAGUGGUCUCAGCUCUCGGACAAAAAGAGGCUGAAAUGGAUUCAUAAGGCCCUGGAGCAGCGGAAGGAGUACGAGGAGAUUAUGCGUGACUAUAUCCAGAAGCACCCUGAGCUGAACAUCAGUGAGGAGGGCAUCACCAAGUCCACCCUCACCAAGGCCGAACGCCAGCUCAAGGACAAGUUUGAUGGGCGACCCACCAAGCCACCUCCGAACAGCUACUCGCUGUACUGCGCCGAGCUGAUGGCCAACAUGAAGGACGUGCCCAGCACUGAGCGCAUGGUGCUAUGCAGCCAGCAGUGGAAGCUGCUGUCCCAGAAGGAGAAGGACGCCUACCACAAGAAGUGUGACCAGAAAAAGAAAGAUUAUGAGGUGGAGCUGCUCCGUUUCCUAGAGAGCCUGCCUGAGGAGGAACAGCAGCGGGUCCUGGGGGAGGAGAAGAUGUUGAGCAUCAACAAGAAGCAAGCCGCCAGCCCAGCCUCCAAGAAGCCCUCGCAGGAAGGGGGCAAGGGGGGCUCGGAGAAGCCCAAGCGGCCCGUGUCAGCCAUGUUCAUCUUCUCUGAAGAGAAGCGGCGACAGCUGCAGGAGGAACGGCCCGAGCUCUCGGAGAGCGAGCUGACCCGUCUUCUGGCCCGCAUGUGGAACGACUUGUCGGAAAAGAAGAAGGCCAAGUACAAGGCCCGGGAGGCGGCGCUGAAGGCUCAGUCGGAGAGGAAGCCAGGCGGGGACCGCGAGGAACGGGGCAAGCUGCCCGAGUCACCCAAGAGAGCUGAGGAGAUCUGGCAACAGAGCGUCAUCGGGGACUACCUGGCCCGCUUCAAGAAUGACCGGGUGAAGGCCUUGAAAGCCAUGGAGAUGACCUGGAACAACAUGGAGAAGAAGGAGAAAUUGAUGUGGAUUAAGAAAGCAGCCGAAGACCAAAAGCGAUAUGAGAGAGAGCUGAGUGAGAUGCGGGCACCCCCAGCCGCUGCAAACUCGUCCAAGAAGAUGAAGUUCCAAGGAGAACCGAAGAAGCCUCCCAUGAACGGUUACCAGAAGUUCUCCCAGGAGCUGCUGUCCAACGGGGAGCUGAACCACCUGCCGCUGAAAGAGCGCAUGGUGGAGAUUGGCAGCCGCUGGCAGCGCAUUUCCCAGAGCCAGAAGGAGCACUACAAAAAACUGGCGGAGGAGCAGCAGAAGCAGUACAAAGUACACCUGGACCUCUGGGUCAAGAGCCUGUCUCCCCAGGACCGUGCAGCGUAUAAAGAGUACAUCUCCAAUAAACGUAAGAGCAUGACCAAGCUGCGAGGCCCAAACCCCAAGUCCAGCCGGACUGCCUUGCAGUCCAAGUCGGAGUCCGAGGAGGAUGAUGAAGAGGAUGAGGAGGACGAGGACGAGGACGAAGAGGAGGAGGACGAUGAGAAUGGGGACUCCUCUGAGGACGGCGGGGACUCCUCCGAGUCGAGCAGUGAGGACGAGAGUGAGGAUGGAGAUGAGAACGAGGAGGAUGACGAGGACGAGGAUGACGACGAGGACGAUGACGAGGACGAGGACAACGAGUCUGAGGGCAGCAGCUCCAGCUCCUCCUCCUCGGGGGACUCCUCGGACUCUGACUCCAACUGAGGCUCAGUCCCACGCAGGGCUCCCCUCCCCAACUGACCACCUUUGUUUCUCCCCCAUGUUCUGUCCCCUGUCCCCUGGCCUCCCCCACUUUCUUUUCUUUUUCUUUUCCUUUUUUUUUUUUUAAAUUCGGUGGGGGAGGGGCUGGAGGAGCCCAGGCCAGGACUCUGCAGCCUCAGAGACAUCAGCCCUGGGGGGCCCUCCAGGGAGCGCAACCAUCAGACUGAGCCACCACUGGACCGGCCCGGCCCACCCCUUUUCUGCACUUGUGGUUCCGUCAUGGACAAUGGACCUGGGAGUGGGGUGGGGGGUCCCAAAGAGUUCGGUGAGGCCCUCCACACCUGCAGCCCGACCCAUGGGAGGGUGGAAGCUUGGGGAAGACCCCUCCCUUCCCAGAGGGGCUUGCCGACUGGACCCCUACAUUGGAACUGGAGGCAGGGAACAUGUGGGGAGAGGAGGGCAGGAGCCUCAGAGAAAACGGGCACCGCCCCACAGCCCUCUCCCCUGCCCUCUGCAGGAAGGAGCUGCCUGGACCCACUCAUGGGGGGAGGGGGCAGAAGUGUUUUUUAUAUAUGUGUAUAUAUUUUUUUUUUAAGCUCUGAGCUGUCAACGAGACGUUUCCUACCGAU